AUGGCAUCCCAGGUUUGUUGUGAUCAUGGCCAAUUGGUGUUUGUCAUUGGAAAGUUGCAGUUCAUAACAUGCGUCUCCAACCCAAUCAACGAUAUAUGCCCUGUAAAUCACAAGGUUCCCGAUCAAAUUCUCCCUAAUCGUACUGUCAUAAGUCAGCUUCUAAAUUCAACAUCAGUCCCGCUUCGUUCCACAAAUGCAAGUGAAAGCUGCAUUGCAGCAAACAAAAUGUUCCUAUGUUCAUUAAGCAUCUACACAUGUAAUGACAACGAAAGAUACUUUUAUAGGGAUACGGAAAUAGCGUAUAGAUUGUGUAUGGAUGCAAGGGAUAUCUGCACGGGACUGGAGCAACUGUUUAACUGUAGCUUAUACAGAAAUGCAACUAUGCGGCACAGCAAGGGUGUGACAUGUAAUGAAUAUCAAAAGUUGGAGAAUGAUACAUGUCCAAUGCGGAAUUAUAAGGUAAUAGCAAUACAAUUUCAAUAUGCAAUAAAGUUAGCCAGCCGGAUCAAAGCCAAUAUAUGAUCACUAGAUUUACAUUUUUUGUUAGUUUGUGUGUAUGCUAGAUUUACAUUUUUUGUUAGUUUGGGUGCAUUGUCUAUAAUUAUAUAGGGUAUAGGUUUAAAAGCAGAAAAUACUUGCGGAUAUAAUGUUUGUCAGGACAAAUGAGGAGAAAAUGAAGAGAUAUGUGAAAGAAAAUGCGAUUUUGAGCUUAUAAGGAGCGAUGGACAUAACAAGUAUAAGGCUGUGGAAUUGCAUGCAUAUAUAGUUUUGAAAGCAUACAUUUCAUUGUUUAAUUACCCGAGAUUGACGUCUAUAGAAACUGUUUAAGAAGCUGUUUUUAAUUCCCAGGAGCAGAAAAUCGCGCACUUUAGCAGGAGAUAUUCCUAACUAAAUUCUAAUACAUGCACCUUGUCAAUAUUUUACGCAUCAUUACGUCCAGCUGUUUGGUAGGGCAUUCAAAUUUAACAAUAAGUGAUUUCAAUAGUUUUCGCUUUUUUGGGACACCCUGUAUAGUUAAACAAUUAUAUUUAAUAUACUUGGAAAGUUUUAUAACAACUCAUGACAUGCAGGAAUAACAUUCCAUUCAUUCCACUCAAAUUGAGCAUAAUGAUUUCUAUACUUUGGAGUAUGGAAUAGACAUUUGCAUUAUAGACUAAAUUUUGAUCUAGACAAAAAUUUCAUCACAGCUUGAAAGAGCAUCACAAAAUUAGUAAUAUUCCAAAGUUUCGUUGCGAAAUGUUGUAAAAUGCGGAUAAUAUACCCUGCGACGUUUGCAAUUUUCAGUCAUUUUAGAUUACAAACGGGAAAUUGAUGCCCCAACACCCGAUUGGGCUGUCAAUUUCCCGUUUGUAAUCUAAAAUGACUGAAAAACGGCAAACUUCGCACGGCCAUAUUAUCCGCAUUUUACAACAUUUCGGAACGAAACUUUGGAAUAUUACUAAUUUUGUGAUGCUCUUUCAAGCUGUGAUGAAAUUUUUGUCUAGAUCAAAAUUUAGUCUAUAAUGCAAACGUCCAUUGCAUGCAUAUAGUUUUGAAAGCAUGCAUUUCAUUGUGUAAUUACCCGAGAUUGGCGUCUACAGACUCUGUAUAGUUAAAUAAUUAUAUAUAAUAUACUUGGAAAGCUUUUAUAACAACUCAUGACAUGCAGGAAUAACAUUCCAUUCAUUCCACUCAAAUUGAGCAUAUGAUUUCUAUACUUUAUUGAGAUUGGAUUAUGGAAUUCUCUCUAUCAUAAAUGUACCAUACACUUUUUAAGAGGCAUUUUUCCCAUGCAUGUUUCGUAUUUAUGUUCUACUCCCACAGUUAGCUACGCUCUUAAUGCAUCUGGCGCAGUUGAGUAUAUGGUGCUGUAAAAUAGACCUUUCCCCUUUUAAGUGAGAUUUUGAUCUAGACAAGUCUGGACAAAAAUUUCAUCACAGCUUGAAAGAGCAUCGCAAAAUUAGUAAUAUUGCAAAGUUUCGUUGCGAAAUGUUGUAAAAUGCGGAUAAUAUAGCCUUGCGAAGUUUGCCGUUUUUCAGUCAUUUUGAUUACAAAUGGAAAUUGAUAAUCAGAUGAUCAAACUGAUUAUCAAUUUCCCGUUUGUAAUGCAAAAUGACUGAAAAACGGCAAACUUCGCAAGGCUAUAUUGUCCGCACUUUACAACAUUUCGCAACGAAACUUCGGAAUAUUACUAAUUUUGUGAUGCUCUUUCAAGUAAUAUAUGAACAACGAGAGCGAGUGUUUCAGCAGGAUAUCCAAACACGAGAAAACAAUGUACGAGAACACGAGCGCGAAGCGCGAGUGUUUUCAUACAUUGUUUUCGAGUGUUUGGAUAUCCCGGUGAGACACGAGUUCGAGUUGUUUAUAUGGCUUCUCAAAUGAAUCGAGACGUAACAGAAUGUUUUCGUUUGCUGAUUUGAAUAGAAUUCUUAACCAAGCAUAACGUAAUUGGGAAUUCUAUUCAAGUAAUUUUGCAUGCGUAAUUAAGAUAUUUGAUGAAAACACUAGUGACUUUCAUCAAGUUUCACCGGGUUAUCCAAAUGGCAUCUUGUGAUCAAAUAGGUGAUUAUUAUUGGCUGAAUUAUCAUGAAUUAUUAAUGAAUUUGAGAAGCUGUGAUGAAAUUUUUGUCCAGGCUUGCCUAGAUCAAAAUUUCACUUAAAAGGGGAAAGGUCUAUUGAUAUCAUAGAUUUCACAAAACUUAUUGAACUUCAAACAUCGUUUUCUCUAUGCCAUCUAUAUAAACACUCUUUAGCAUUAUUUAUCGAUUAUAGGCCCUAAACGUACCCUUAAAAUUUGUUUCUCGAUUGAGAAACGUAUCAAAUGUUGAAAAUUUUGAAACGCAGUUAUAGCUUAUAGCCAAGGUGGCAUAUACUCAUUAGUUUUGAGCGCGUGCAACGUGACAUUAAUAGACAAUUCCCAUUAUAGACUAAUUUUAAAACUAGGCAAGGAGACUCAACUAAAUCACCAAAGCUAGAAAGAGCAUACUAAAAUUAGUAAAAUUACAAAGUUUGGUUGCGAAAUGUUGUAAAAUGCGGAAAAUAUAGCCUUGCAAAGUUCGCAAAUUUUGUAUACUUUUGUAUUGCGUGCGGAAUUCCUACCACAUUCCUACCACAAUUAGGCCGAAAAUGGUCGCACGCAAUACAAAAGUAUACAGAAUUUGCGAACUUGGCAAGGCUAUAUUUUCCGCAUUUUACAACAUUUCGCAACCAAACUUUGCAAAUUUACUAAUUUUAGUAUGCUCUUUCUAGCUGUGGUGAUUUAUUUGCAUCUCCUUGCCUAGUUUUAAAAUUUGUCUAUAAUGGGAAUUGUCUAUUCAUGUUCCUUUGUGAAUUCAGGUCCCUUCCUAUGUCGAUUUUCAAAAUGUCACAACAAUUCGGGAAACAGCACAAAGUUUGUUGACCCAGAACAAUGUGGAAACAAAUUGCACAAAUAACGUUCUUAACACUAUAUGCGAUAUUGGGUAUCCAGCUUGUACGACUGAUGAAAAGUACAGUGUGUCCCUCAUUGGGAAAAAGAAGUGUCUUGAAAUUAUGAAAUGGUAAGUAGAAAAGCCAAACCGCAAUAAUAGAGACAUUACACUUUUAUAAAAGAAAGUCUUUUUCUGCCUAUUUUCAAAGACUUCAAGUACCAUUGAAAGUAAAUAGCUGUUGAAAGCAAAGCUUUAUAUACGUACAAAUAAAUUAAUAACAGUUUUUAAAAACGGAGGUCUUUUUCUAUAAUAGAUUACUUUCUAAAAGUUUACUAAGAAAAAUUACAGCGAUUGUAAAUCUCUUCGAUUUUUGUGAAAAUCUUGCUGCAAAAAAGAUCUGCAAUAUAUAUUAGCUGUAGUGGAUCGUAUAAUCAAAUAUACUCUGCACUAAAGAAUUCAAAGAUCUUUUAAAGGCUUAAAGACUUUCUUCCCGUUUUCACAUAAUUGAAAGACUUUUCAAAGAUCUUAAAGACUUUCAUGCAAGCAUUUCCCAGAUUGGUUUAGAGACUCAAAUCAAUUUAGAUACUUACAGCGAAUCUCAUCCUCGUCCCCAGGGCCUCUCGCGUCCUCCCUAGGCCCUGGGAUACACGGAACUGGAAAUGCAAGGAAACUUGCAGUAGUUUCUAAAGCGCAUGCUCUUGAAUUGGGACUCUUUACCACCCGUAACAGUUACGAAGAAACGAAGUAUUUGUGUUGACAUAUGUCGAUAGAAUAAUUUUGCCUAGCGAAAACUGCCCAACUUCUGCGAAAUAGCAGUUCUCUGAGAAGCCAAUCAGAUCUCUCCCGUUAGUCGUCUAACCCAGAGCCAAAUUUUCAACGAGUGCAUGACCGAGUGAAAAUGGCUCUGGGGACGAGAAUGAGCGAAUCUAUAAGGCAUUAUUUCUAGGUUCAUAGGUUUCUUCAUUGGAAAUUUUAUCCACUAGUAUAAAUAUCCACCGAAGAGAAAUAUUUUUCUUGGUAAAAAUUUUUCUGAUCUAAUCAUUAAAAAAAUAUUUGUUACCCAACCUCCAAUAUCAAUUCAAAAUAAAUACGCACCCCUGGCCAAAAACGUUACAAAAGGAUGCUAUUCAGUUGUCACACAUGUCCUUUACCACUUCUGUGACACGAGUUUGAUAACUGCUUGGGCAAUUUUCUGCAGUCUAAAGCUUCGUGUUGUCUGCACAUGUACUUUCUUUGGAGACACCGGCCAUUUGCCUCCUGGCAAAUCGGAAAAUGAUCAAGAUAGUGGCUCUAAUUGAUUUACAUAUUGUAUUGGCAUAUACAUGUUGCCAUUGCUUGUUAGUGUUCAAUAUUUGAGUGAGUCAUGCUUUGGAAAUAGCUAUACAUUUUUAUUAUCCAUCCCUUGAGUUGUUUUGUUUUUCAUUUACCCAACCUUUUACUCACUCAAAAUUUUGUUUACCCAACUCUUUUCUCUUCGGUGCCACCCUCCGCCAUAAAUAAUGAUCGGUCCCUUAGAAAGCUUCGGAUUGACAGGGAUACAACUACCUGAAAAAUACACGUUCUUGUAUCACUUUUUACUUGCAAAGAUGCUUUGUCAAUUUCUUUCAGUGUGGAGUCAGUAAACAACACCAAUCUCACAAACAGUGCAAUGCAACUGUGCAGUAAUCUUCCUGAAGAAGAUAUGGUCAAGAAUUUGUCAAUUCACACAAUUGAAAACCAAAUGACAACAGUCACGAGCACGACCACACUCAACCCAAACGCCACGAGCACGACAACACUCGACAUUAGUACAACACCAAUGUGCUGUGGGGCAUCACGAUUGUCUGCCAUGAGCCACAUUUUGGUGGUAUUUAUCGUUUGGUUUUUCCUGGGCAGUUUUGCUAAGUAA
Molecule: messenger RNA, 5277 nt
Organism: Paramuricea clavata
Lineage: Eukaryota; Metazoa; Cnidaria; Anthozoa; Malacalcyonacea; Plexauridae
Source: the annotation of a GenBank genome assembly